UCAUACAAUUCAUUCUAUAAUAUUUUCAAUUAAAAUUGUUUUAUCCGUUUGUUGUAAAAAAUUUUAACAAAAUGAAGUAUUCUUUAUUUUUAGUAGUUUUAUGUGUUUCAUACAUUAAUGCAAGAUCCGUUGAAACAUAUAAUGAAACUGCAAAUACACUCAACUGCCCCAUUUAUAAAGGUAUCCAGUUGGAACGCAAUAACUGGACACCUAUGCCAAUUGGAGAAUGUAUGAAAUGCAAGUGUAUAAAUGAUCUUGACGAUCCAAAUCAAAGUCGUGGAUGUUUAACAUGUCCGGAGUAUCAAUUAAAUAUUAUUCACGGUAGUCCAUGUUACAUAUCUAAAAUAGAUAACAGUUUGCAGUAUCCAGAGUGUUGUCCAAAAACAGUGUGCCCUCUAAAGAACAAUAAUAUUGAUAAUUAAUUUUUUUUUUUUUUU
Messenger RNA from Chrysoperla carnea, 437 nucleotides. RefSeq lists its product as uncharacterized. Bases 72 to 422 code for a protein of 116 amino acids. NCBI's taxonomy places the organism in Eukaryota, Metazoa, Arthropoda, Insecta, Neuroptera, Chrysopidae. The transcript has 3 exons. The record is from RefSeq and is a predicted model, not a curated record.